Messenger RNA from Tachysurus vachellii, 2421 nucleotides. RefSeq names its product GTPase IMAP family member 8. The transcript is spliced from 5 exons. The record is from RefSeq and is a predicted model, not a curated record. Lineage: Eukaryota; Metazoa; Chordata; Actinopteri; Siluriformes; Bagridae. Gene Ontology annotation, molecular function: GTP binding. Bases 84 to 1979 code for a protein of 631 amino acids.
UUGAUUCACACAGAGUGAUUCAUUCAGGAAGUAAACUGUACUGAUCUGAUCUGACGGACUGUGACACGGAGAUUUGUCAGAAAAUGUCGCAUUCAGUGGGAAAACAUGAGAGAGAACAGGAACCAUCAGGAAGACACAGUCCUGAUGGGGACCGUCCAAACAUGUCCACACUGAGGAUGGUGCUGGUGGGGAAAACUGGAGCUGGUAAAAGUUCUUCAGGAAACACCAUCCUGGGCAGGAAAGUCUUCAUAGCCGCAAAGAGUGGAUCAUCCAUAACUAAAGUGUGCUGGAAGGAGACUGGAGAUGUAGCUGGGAGGGAGCUGGUGCUGGUGGACACUCCUGGACUGUUUGAUACUGAACUUUCUGAGAAAGCGCUGAAACAGGAGAUCAGUAAGUGCAUUAACAUGAUGGCUCCAGGACCACACGCCAUCAUCCUGGUGAUCUCACUCGGCCCCUUCACCGAGGAGGAACGUCUCUCAGUGGAGAAGAUCAGAGCACUUUUUGGAGAAGAAGCAGAUAAACACACCAUGAUCCUCUUUACACAUGGUGAUGACCUGAGCUGCAUGAUUAAAGAGUACCUCAGAAGCGCUAACGAGCCCCUCAAAGACCUGAUUAGACGAUGUGGACAGAGAUAUCAUGUCUUUAACAAUAAAGACGUCCAGGACCGCACACAGGUUGUGGAGUUCUUGGAGAAAGUAGACAGCAUGAUUUUAAUGGAACAUGGUACAGUUUCUGGUCUCCCAGUGACUGUUUACGACACUCCAGGGUUCUGUAACACUGAGCUGAGUGAUGAUCAGGUCAUACAGGAAUGUCAGAAGGCCUUCAGCUCAUGUGAGUCAGAAUCAGACAUCUGUACAUAUCUACUGGUCAUCAGGGCAGAUAGAUUUACUGAGGAAGAUCUGAAAGCUGUGCAGAAAACCGAGCUUCUGUUAGGACCACAGCGUCUGGAAAAGACCUGGAUCCUCUUCACUGGAGGAGAUGAACUAGAGGAAGAGGAACAGACCAUAGAGAACUUCAUCAUUAAUACAGAAUCUCUGAUGGAGCUGAUGAAGAGAUACAGUUACAGACACCACGUCUUCAACAACAAGAUGUCCUGUAAAAAAACAAAAAGUGACCAAGCUAAAGACCUUCUGAACAAAAUUGUCAAGAAAUAUAUUAAAUCUGCACCACAUCGGAAGAGAACAAGACCACAGAACACCAACAGCAGUUCUGACCUGAGGAUUGUGCUGUUAGGGAAAACUGGAUGGGGGAAGAGCUCUACAGGAAACACCAUCCUGGGAGAGGAGAAAUUCAGAUCUGAACUCAGUUUGAACUCUAUCACCAGAAAGAGUGAAGCUCAACAUGGCCUUGUUGAGGACAGGAAGGUGUGUGUGGUCGAUACUCCAGGUUUCUUUGACACAGAUGUUGAUCCUGUAGUAACAACUUGUGAGAUACGGAAGAGUAUGUCUUUGUCCAGUCCAGGACCUCACGCUUUCCUCAUUGUUCUGCCACUGAAUAUAAGGUUCACAGAACAGGAAAAACACAUUAUUCAGCAAAUUGAAGCGUUAUUUGGAGAUGAAGUGAGGAAAUAUGCAAUGGUUCUCUUCACCCAUGGAGACCAGUUAAAGAGGGUAAAUGUCGAGACAUUCAUUAAAAAGAAUAAGGCUUUAAGUGACCUUGUCCAGCAGUGUGGAGGUGGAUAUCAUGUGUUUAAUAAUAAAGAGCUGACAAACAGAGAGCAGGUCAGUGAGCUACUGCAGAAGAUAGACAGGAUGGUGGAGAGGAACGGAGGAACCUGUUACUCCAAUCAGAUGUUUGAGGAAGCAGACAGUUCUACGACAAAUUACUGGAAAUGGAUUAUUGUAAUUCUUGCCAUGGGUGUUGGUGCUUGUGUUGGUGCUUGUGUUGGUGGUUGGGGUGGUGGUUGGGUUGGUGCUCGGGUUGGUGCUGCUAUUGGUUGUGUUGGUGGUGGUGCUAUAGGCUAUUAUUUGUCUAAAUAAUUCUAAAAUAAAAAGUAGAUGAUCUGAAAUAAGACUUGUGAUUAGAAUGAACACCAGACCUGGUUACUCUGUCUGAAUUAUUCUCUCAUAUUAAAUCAGAUUUCAUUUAGAUUGUUAUACUGAAUUUUACAAAUCCUGUCUAAAUCACCUAUAACCUGUAAAAUGUAUAAUCAUGUGUACUGUAAUAAAAUGUGUUAGUGAACACUGUAGAGUUCAUAUAUAUAGUCUUUAUAUAAUCAGUGAGAAAAAUAAUAAUAAUAGGUGUUUAUGUGUGAGUAGAAUCUAUAUUGUGUUUCUUUUCCUCAGCUGUGCAGUGGCAGGUUUACGGCCAGUGUACAGAAUAGAAUCAUUUUAAAUCUGUAUCUUAAUAAAUGUGUCAAGUCUCUCAACAUGAUGUGUACUAAUGAUGUGUGCACUAAUAAAACAUUACUGUCAGUAGUAA